This is a messenger RNA of Aspergillus versicolor CBS 583.65, 372 nucleotides long. RefSeq lists its product as uncharacterized. The record is from RefSeq and is a predicted model, not a curated record. NCBI's taxonomy places the organism in Eukaryota, Fungi, Ascomycota, Eurotiomycetes, Eurotiales, Aspergillaceae. The transcript has 2 exons. The coding region runs from base 1 to 372 and encodes 123 amino acids.
AUGCCGUACGAUUUGCCGCAAUCCCGACCCUUUUAUCCUCCAGUUUCGUACGCACAUGAAAGGGCGUUCAGUGGUCCGUUCAGGAGGUCGGCAGAGGGAUUCCAUGACCUCCAGAACAAACCGUUUUUGGACGAGUGUCGCUCUCCCGGUUCUUAUCAGGUUUACCAGGAACCUCAUUUUGAAGCCUUUCCCCAGGCACCAUCUGAGCAGGCGUGGAGUGGAGAGAGCCCAUGUGAAUUGAGAAAGCCUUUAGCUCAGGGCAAUAAGCUUCGCGGAGAUGCGCCCGAGUUUGUCCCACGUGGAAAAUGCGCUGUCAACGAGGAAUCCAGGCCGAAAGUGAAAAAACCUUGCUGGCUUGUGGUUUCUGGUUAG